Molecule: messenger RNA, 1073 nt
Organism: Dendroctonus ponderosae (mountain pine beetle)
Lineage: Eukaryota; Metazoa; Arthropoda; Insecta; Coleoptera; Curculionidae
Product: peripherin-2
Biological process (GO): visual perception
Cellular component (GO): membrane
Source: RefSeq, a predicted model, not a curated record
GUCUUCAAAGAGCAAAAAGCCCUCACCAGAGGCCCCGCCCACUUCACGCAGUGAGGUGAUGGUGAAGUUUGGAAAACCUGUCCUCCAAGUGCCGUUUAAGCGCAUCAAAGUCUUUGUGCUGUUGUUCGUGUUGCUGUUCCUGCUGGUGCUGAUCCUCUCCUUCAACCUGCUGUUCACCGCAGUGAAGAUCCGAAGCCACCUGGGCUCGUUCAUCAACAUGAUCUCCAGUGGAGAUGGCGAAGUUUUGCCCAGUCUUUUGGCCUUGCCGGUGUUCCUCUUCCUGUGCCUCGACUGCGCCAUAUUCUUCUUCAUCUACAAGAUCUUCUCGAAGAAGAAGAGCCCUGGAGUGAAUCGGCUGCUGUUCCUGCUCAUCCUAGUUGCCGCUGUCUUGAUGGUGAUCACAUUGAUAAUCGUCUUUGUGACGUUGGGGCACGUUUUCGGAUCGAGCAAGAGCAUAGAAGAUGGCAUCAUCAACGCAAUGGCAAAAUACGAACUGAAUUCGCUAUACAAGAAGCUGAUUGAUCGGCUGCAGAUCGAGUUCCAGUGUUGCGGCAGCAACAAGUACGAUGACUGGUACAACAUCACGUGGCUGGAAAAGUCCACGUCCACCAACUCCAGCACCAGCCAGAGCGGAAAAACCCCAUUCAGUUGCUGUGCCAUCAAAACCAAAUUCCCUUGCAUUCACUUCGAUAUUGAGUCCACUGGGGUCAACUACUUGUACACGCCCGAGUUCAACUUGAGCAUAUCAGGAACCGGAUGUCAUACGAGGAUAGUCGAAACAAAGCGCCAAAUCGGCAUGGGCAUUGUGGCCAGUCUGUUCCUCUACAUGUUUUUGGAGUGCCUGUUGCUGGUUCCUGCUAGAUUUCUGCAAACCGGCCAUUCGGUGGACUUCAAGUUCGAGGGCAACAGCAAGAGUUACAUUGUGUGGCUGAUUGGCUCGUAUGCGGGCAAAAACCAGAGCAAUGGCCCUCCAGAACCUCCGCCAGUGCCGCCUGAUUUAAUGAAUUAGGAGCAUUUUAUUUUUCUUUUCUGCUUGUUGAUUUUGUACUCAAUACACAGGCAUUUGCUUCGAA